GCCAAUGUUAAUAGACGAAGCAUCUCACUAUCUCUCUGUUUUGUGUUCAAUACCAAGAUACUAAACUCUAUACUUUUUUUUUUUAAACCAAUUCCUUUCCUUGAUUGAUUGCUUCCUGUUGACUCACAAACUAACGGCUAACGGUUAAAUCUCUAGGUCUCAACAUCUAGUUUUGCUGGUUGUGUUUUGUGUCUGCGACCUUUGAAAAUCCUCUAACUCCAGUGGCUUUGAACAUAUGGUGGCAUUGAAUGGCGUUUCCUUAACAGUGACGUCUCUGCUACAAGAUUUGUACGAGCUGAACAUUCCCAUGCAGUGUCUUGAUUACAUUUCUAUCAUGAAGCAGGCGACGGACGAUGAACCCCUAACAGUGGAUGUAAACUGAAUCCUUUCUGAAUAACCUGAGACUCACUGACCUGAAGGACAGAUAUCGUUAUCUAAAGUAACAUCGCCGUGAGACUUCACAUUAAGGCUAAUAAUUAUGAGGAGAUAAUAUUGACAAAUGUAACUUUGAAGUGCCGACUGAAUAUUUCAUUGUUUUUCCAUUCCACGUCGUCGAGCGUGUUCAGACUGCUACAAAACACAUUUUUUAGUUGUUCAAUCUGAAGGAUAGAAUUUACUGCUAGGAAAUAACAGAUUUUGUGAUUUCUAAAAUAUCGGGAUUUAUAUUUAGUUUGUUUGUUUGUGAAUGUGAAGGUCAUUUCCGUGUCACGUGACUGCACACAAUGACGAAACGAUACAUCACACUUCUGCUAUCCCCCAGGACACCCAUUGCUCUCUUGACUCGUCUGUUGAUUCUUGCAGGGGGUGCCAUCAUCAUCUACUUGUUCAUCUCGGCAUCGCCCAAAUCUUUUGUGAGCAGGUCUGAGCCCUACAUCCCUCCGCCCAACCGAGAUUUCCCCGUGGACAAACCCGUGGUCAACCCUUUUAAAUCACCCAUUUUGGCGCCUGGUGCCGCCAAGUCGUCGUGUCCAUUCCCUCGGUUGGAACUGUACGACAAGGAGAUCAUGAAGUUCUACAUCAAACACAAUAGAGUGACGUGUGCUGUGGAGGAGAACUGGGUGUCGCUCCACCGGGGAGUCUUCACCAUCACCGAGGCGGCCGCCACCAAGCACAAGAACAUUCGAUGUGAUCUGUUCCCAGUUUUGAAGGAGAGUGACUUUAAGGUCGUCGAGGGAGAACCCUUAAAGGACUUCAAGAACGGUACAAGGAUAACUCACGACUUCUUCAGAGUCGCCUGCACUGCAGACGAUGGAGCCAAGUAUCACAACUGGCAUGCUGGGAUAAGGCACGAUGAAGAUAUACUCAAACGCAAGGCUUCCGUUAAAGUGAAAGGUCUGGACGUUGACGUCAUCAUGAUUGGCCUGGAUUCCACUUCAAGGCUAGCCUGGCAGAGACAUCUUCCCCUGACAAGGGAUUACUUUGUGAAUGUCUUAAAUGGUAUAGAAAUGGAGGGCUACAACAUUCUUGGAGACGGCACCCCGGCCGCCAUCAUGCCCAUUCUUAUAGGUAAGAGAGAAGAAGAGCUCCACGAAGCUAGGAGAGGCUAUCCAGGAGCCAAAUCAGUGGAUGACUUCCCUUGGAUUUGGAAGGAAUUUAAACAGGCUGGCUACGUGACGGCCUGGGGAGAGGACGACGCUCAUCUAGGGACAUUCCAGUACCGGCUUUUAGGUUUCAACGAUCAACCAACUGACCACUAUUAUCGUUAUUUUAGUCUAGCCAUCGAGCCACACUACGGCGACUUCCAGCAGUACUGCAUGGGUUCCAGACCUCGACAUGCAGUCAUCCAAGACUACAUGAGGGAGCUGUUCUUUCUCUACCCAAAGAAACGCAAAUGGUCUUUUACUUUCCAGUCGGAAUUAUCCCACCAAGACAAUAACAAAUUAUCUCAGAUGGAUGAUGACUUCUACGAACACUUAAAACGACUGCAUGUUGAGAAACACUUGGACAAUGCUAUUCUUAUCAUGCUAGCUGACCACGGGGCAAGAUUUAGCAAAGUCAGAGCUACAGCGCAGGGGAAACAGGAGGAGAGGAUGCCUUACUUUGGGAUCAGAUUUCCAGAAUGGUUUCACAAGAAGUAUCCUCAAAUUGUGCAAAAUGUGAGAAAUAACACAAAAAGACUCACCACCCCUUUUGAUGUGCAUGAGACACUCCAUGAAAUUAUUAAUUUUACUGGAACAGAGAAAGCUAAUAUAAGUAACAGAGGUGUCAGCUUGUUUAAAGCAAUUCCUGAAGAGAGAAAUUGUGAUUGGGCUCAAGUAGAUCCUCACUGGUGUUCAUGUAUGGAGUGGAGUGAGGUGAAUGCAGAUGACCCUGUACUGAAACCUGUUGUUGAAACAAUUAUCACCACAUUUAAUAAUUACACUGAGCCCUAUAGAUCAGAGUGUGCUGUCCUGAAAGUCAAAAAUAUCAAGUCUGCUAAUGUGCUGAAGAUUAAUGAGGCGGUGCUCAAAUUUAAAGAUACAAGCGAUGGAGGUAGAGGGCGAUUUGGCAAAAUGGAUGAUACUACACAACACUCAAAAUUAUUGUACCAGGUCAACUUAAUCACUGACCCAGGUGAUGGUCUGUUUGAAACAACUGUGACACAUCACCUGAAAGAAAACAAAAUGGAGCUGAACAAAAAAGACAUUAGUAGAACCAACAAAUACGGAAAUGCGAGUCACUGUGUGGAGAUGAAAGACUCCUUUCUACGACCCUAUUGUUACUGUAAAGAUCUUUUAUAAAUAGCAUAAAUAGUUUUAUACUAAGUUAGAAAUUAAGUAAUAUUUCUCAUUCAUAUUUCACAUUCAUAAACCAAGUUAUGUUUAACACCAACAAUUUUCUGCUUGUUAGAAUUUUUUUUUAUAGCAGAUCUAGAUCAGACUUUUUCUAUUAGAAAAAGUCUUGUUUCAAAUAAGCAGAAAAAGAAAGCUGUACUUAAAGCAAUGCAAUUUCUUCAUGGCUUUCUUAAUGAUGAAUCAAUUCUACUUUAGUGACAAAUCUAUUUAUGUUAUUAAUUUACUAAUUUUUGUUGUUUAUAUUUCUGGAGCAAGCUUUCAGUUUAUGUAUUACCCUAUUUUCGUGCAUAUAACCCACACAAUAACCUGCACACCAUAUAGCCAGCACAAAUGACAAAAUAUGUAAAAACAAAAUCCUACUACCUGCACCCUUAUAUAAACUGCAUGUGCAAAGCCUGACUGGCUUAAAACUUGUCACAAUUGAUUACUGGUAGAAUAAAGAUUCUCUGCUGCAUUGGUACUACAUUUUUUAUAUACUGAGAUUUUCAUAAUGCUUUCCAAUGUACAUUUCACAACCACACAGCCAACUAUAGAAGGUAUUUACCUGUGUAGAGGUACUGCAUAAGAAUGAUUUUUUUUGUGCCAUUAUUUCCAUAGUUUCCAUGAUGCUAUGUUUAUGAGUAAAUUAAAUUUUGUACCUCCCCACCUUUGUAUACCCCACACAGCUGCCAUUUGUUUGUAAAAAUUCUUUAAACCCUAGAGUUAUAUGCGGGAAAAUACAAUUAAUUUUGUGUUGUUCUUUUUAUUUUUGUAAAACUUUUUUUUUUUAUUUUGUACAAUAAUUGAAGAUUUUUUUGUGAAAUGUUUAUGUACAAAAUAUUUAACUCAUGAGUUUAAUCUAUAGAUCAUUGAGUUUAAUAUAUAUUUAAUUAUAUAUUAUUUAGUUUUAUUAAUUAACAUAUCAUUUUUUAAAAUCACAAUCUGGCACAUUGAUCAUUAACAGUUAUGAGAAUUAUCAUUUGACAUAAGAAUUAUCAUUUGACCGGAAAAUGUCAUUAAAUAUUUUGACCAUGUGUUGUCUGUGAUAGACUAAAGCACUGGACAGAUUUACUGUUUCACUCAGUAUUUCAUUCAUUUUUAUGUUCUGGCUUUAUAGCUAGUUAAGAAGAUAUGUUCUUGUAUUCUAUACAUUUUCUAUAACAAAUGGCAUUUGUUAUAUUAUUUCAUGAAUUUUUGAAAAAUGUCAUCACUAAAGCACUAAAGUGGUAGUAACAAAUUUCACAUUAGUUGCAAGUUGUAAGAAUUGGAUGAAAAUGAAAUCAAACAAUUGCUGCAACUUGUUUUGCAAUUUAUUUUUUUGUUUUUUUUCCAUUACAAUUAUAACUAAAAAAUGAUGACACUAGUAAAAUUGUAAUGCAAACCUAUCAUUUUGACUGGACCUAGACUACAAUUACAAAAAGUUUUCAUGCUUAUUGACGUAGAUGCAGCCUGUAUGUCACUAUUUAUUCUAAAGAUGUGUUGUAUGUUCUAACUAGCCCAGAUUGCUUUCAUAUUAAAAAACUUUGAGUCUUUACCCUUGCGACACACUGGAUGUAACUGUUUUAAUGGAGAUAUAUUGUCUAAUUUAGUGGAUGUUCAUAAUAAGACUGGCUUUAAAGUAAGAAAUUUUCAGAUCUCCAAAGCUUUUGCAGCUUAGAUAUAAACAUACUGUGUAGACGUACUGCAUAAGAAUGAAUUUUUUGUGCAACUUUAAAAAAAAUAUUUUUAUGCAUUUCUCUGUAAGCUUUUAGGUAUUGAUAGAAAUAUAUAGAUUGGCUUGGUAUUACUUCACUUUCCACCAAUCUAAACAAUGUUUGCAAUGUGAACCCAAUGAGCUUUCAUUGCUUUCUUUGACUUUUUGUUUGCUAUUUUUAGAUUUUUCUUUAUUAUCUAAAUAUAAUUAAAUCUUGACUGAAAUUGUGUUAUUAUUUUAUGCUUCAGAAUGCUUUCAGAACUUCUUCAAUUAAGACUUUUGUUUUAUGGGAAAGCUCAUCCAUGUUAUUCCUGAGUUCUUGUACAAAUAUUGUAUUGCAUAUUACUAUUUUCAUUUUUUAUGAACAUUUUGUGUAUAAAAUGCAUAAAAUUUUCUGUGAAGAUAUGUUGAAUUUAUUUAUUUUAGUCUCUCUGCUAAAGUUUCUUAUAUUGAAGCAUUUUUGUUUUUAUGUUCUGAAAUUCCAUGCCUAAAAAAUUAUCUUUCAUUUAUAAAAAUCCAUACGUUCAGUAUUAUUCACAUUCCAUAUUCAAUCAAGUCUGAUAGUGAUGGUUCAAAAAGAACAUUCAUAAAUAUAGUGUUUUUUUUAGUGUUGUUUAUUUGCUAAUUUAGUUACAUCAUCUGCUUUUGAACAUUUAAUAGGUGUACAUUACUUAUAAUUAAAUAUUGUUGUUAUUACUGUCAUUUAAGAUGGUACCAUUUUGCAUUGAUUUUUUUUCAUUUCAAAAGGUAAUCAUUAACUUUCUUUGCAUAAUGUUAUGAUUAUUGAAAAUUUAAUCAAGUAUCAAUGUUAAUGUAUGAUAAGUCUUAUAUAAAAAGGAUAAAGACCAUCCCAGCUUCAGAUGGUCAGUGGUAGAACAUUCAGCUUGUUUGUUGUAAGUAGAAGCUUCUCGUUAAAGAUUUAAUUAGCCAUUAAUGCAUCUCCAAGCACACAUAAACUUGUGUUUUCAAAAGUAUGCUUUAAUGAUUCUUUUCAAAGCUCUGAACCUUUUAUUAUAAAAAUAUGUUGUAGAAGUGUUGUUUGCUAAAAGACAAUGUCUAAUGUGCAUGGCAACUAGUGGCUGUCAUUUACAUGUCACAUUAUUUAUUUGAGUAUUGAGUGAUGAAUAUAUUCAUUUUUUUUUGUACAGUUUGAAAUUAUGAUGUAAAAUACAUCAAACUUUCUUCCCUUCCAAAUCCAAUUUGAUAUGUCCAUUCCAUUCGUCUAUGUUCAUAUUCACCUUGUUCCAUAUGAUAGAAUUCCACUUUUUUGAAAAUGUUCAAGCACUACAAUGCAUUUAAUGUAAGGUGUGAACUUAUUAUAAUAUAAAUAAUUGUAUAUUGAUUUAUCAGCAUUCUUCACCUUAUUACUACGGUGGUCUCCUUUUUUUAAAAAAUUUGUUGGAUUGGGUAGUUUGAGACUACAGUAGCAGUUUGCUAUUACAAUACAUUUUAUAAAAGCCUGAAAAGAUUUGAGUUGUAAACAUAUUAGCAUUGAUUUGUUAAAAAAAAAAUUGUACUUUAUUGUCUUCAAGGACUGUCACAACUAUAAACCAUUUAGUUAUAAUGGAAAGGUUAUUUAACGAUAUAUACAACUGUCAACUGUUAGGUAGUGAAAAAGAUUAUCUUCCCUUAUGUUUUAUAACGUUUAUUUUUUCGUUUUUUUAAAUUAUUGAAAUACAUACAAUAGUUGUGUACAGAGCACUACCCUUAGCCUACAGAGGAAUAGUAACUAAGUUAAAUAGAAUUGGAGGCGCGGUGGCUGAGCGGUAAAGCGCUUGGCUUCCGAACCGGAGACCGGGGUUCGAAUCCUGGUGAAGACUGGGAUUUUUAAUUUCGGAUCUUCUGGCGCCUCUGAGUCCACCCAGCUCUAAUGGGUACCUGACAUUAGUUGGGGAAAAGUAAAGGCGGUUGGUCGUUGUGCUGGCCACAUGACACCCUCGUUAACCGUAGGCCACAGAAACAGAUGCCCUUUACAUCAUCUGCCCUAUAGACCACAAGGUCUGAAAGGGGAACUUUACUUUACUUUUUUAAAUAGAAUUACCUUUUACUGUUUAUAACACAUUAUUUAGCUUCAUCAAAUUUGCAUGUUUGUAAUUUCAAUAGAUAAUCACACUUACUUAUCAUUUGUUAAUUCAUGAGAUUCAGAAACAAAUCACUGAGUCCAAGUAUUUACAUAACAUAUGUUCUAAUGAUAAAAAUAUAAAAGCUUUUGGUCUUGCACAACAAAGAAAUCAAUUUAAUGUGACCUAACACAAGGGUAAUAACUCUUACAGUAAGUACUUGGUUCAUAUAAAAUACAACUCAGGUUAAAGGGUAAGCUAAGCUUUGUCUUUUUUUUUUUUUCUGACAAAGCUGAUAUCGACUCUAGUUUGUCUGUCUGGUAAAAAGUGUGUACCUUAUUCCGCCCACACCCAUUCUUGAAUCAAGUUGAAACUUUACACAAUUAUUAAUUGUACCUUACAAAACAAGAAUCUAUCAGAAAAUAAAUAUAAUACAUCAACUAGUUCAUUAAUUUUUGAUAAUUAAAUUUGCUUGGUAUUGAAUAAGGGAAAUAAAUGUUACUUUUAGAGAGAUAUAUAUGUAUAUAUUAUUUCCCCUUACUACAUUUUGUGCUACUUUUUUCUUCCAUUUCCAAUUCUUUGAUCAAAUUAAAAUUUUGUAUAAUUAAUAAGAGGCAAUGACAAUAUAUUUAUCAAUCAGAAAAUUAUGAAAUCAGUUUUUCAAUUAGUAAUAAUUAAUUACUUUAGUUUUGUCUAGAAAAAGGUCUUCACCUAUAUGGCCCUGAUUUGAAGCUUUUCUCCCCUAUAUUAGCUUUGUUUUUAAAAAAAGAGUUUUGUUCUGUUUUUUUUCUCUCUCUUCAUUUGAAAUCUUGACACAUUGCUAACACUGGAUGGCUGCCUGGUCGUGCGGUUUGCACGCUGGAUUGUCUUUCAGAUUUAUCGAUGGUCCUGGGUUCAAACCCUGCCCGCUCCCAUCCCCCGUCGUCCUGCAGGAGGUUUAGACUAGGAAGUAAUUAUCUUCAACUCUGAAGGAACAUCCGAAACAUGUAAAACAUUUUACAAACAUUUUACACUGGGAGAUACGGGAAAUAUUUUGAACUAUAUUUUUUACAAAGCUUUUAUCAACUCUUUCUGUCUGUCUCUGGCCAAAAGUUUGUACAUGCAAUCUUGGAUCAAGCUGAAAUUUUGCACAAUUAUUUCUUUUACACGACAACACAAGAAUCAAUUUAAAAAAUUAAACAAUUAUUAAUUAACUAUUUUUAAUAAAUUAUUUUGUUUGAUAUGUCAAACAAGGGAAAGAAAUAGUACUUGGCCGAAGUGAUGGUAUAAGCUGAAUUACUCCCCUUUAUACAUUGUCAUACAAGUCUUAUUAUUUAAUUACGUGACUGAUCCAAACACUUAAUAUAAGAUUUUUUUUUUAAAGUAUUUUUUUUUUAUUUUGCUUGUUUUAAAAUUCAAAAAGAAAUUUUAUAGUAUUAUUUACUAUAGCCUUAAUUUUGACUAUAUUUGAAUGAAAAAACAAAACAUAAAAAGAAGUAUUAUGUAGGCAUACUGUUUAUUUUUUUUUUUUACUACUGUUCAGUUUUGUAAAAUGUAGAACUGCAAAUAUUGAACUGCAUUUUAUUCAGCAGUUUGUACAUUUACUGUGGUACUGUCUUCCUGUAAGUUUCUAUUUACUUCCCCCCCACCCCCACCAGCUCAGAGUAAACAUUUUGACUGCUUUUAAGAUAAGAACUUUGUCCAAUGUCAUUACUAUAGCACUUUACCAAAUGUUGAAUAUAAAAGUGUUUUUUUUUCUCCAUUGUCUGUGAAAUUUCUUUUUUUUUUUCAACUGCGUCUUAGACACAAAUAUCUCAGUGAUAUAAAAAUGUUGGAAUCUUUAGUAGUGCUACUUUCACUACUUUGUUUUCCUAGUCAUUAUUCGCUGGCUGCCUGGUGGUGAGCUAUGUGCUCUGGACUGUCAUUUGGUGGUCUACAAGGUCACGGGUCUGAACUCUGCCCACUGCCAUCCCCUGUCCUCCUGAUGAAGUAAUUAUCUUCAGAAUCUAAAGAAAUAUCCAAAGAAGAAAACAAAACAUAAAAAAAAAGAAUUAAAAAUGCAUUUAAAUAACAAUUUAAUUUUUUGAAAUUUUUCAAAACACUAUAAAUAUCUCAAAUUUUUACAAUUUGAAAAAUUCUUAUUACUUCCAAUAGAAGUUACUUUCUAUACUUUUAAGAAAACACGAAUGUUUUUUCAGAUAAAUUGCUAUAUGCAAUAACUGGUCAAUGUCUGUGGUGGACUCAGCAGUGUAUGAGCUCCAGGUGCUGUAGAUAUAUCACAUCACAGCUAAGUGCUAAUGUAUUUUCAGAUUUGAAACUAAGAACUGGUCUA
Molecule: messenger RNA, 8817 nt
Organism: Biomphalaria glabrata
Lineage: Eukaryota; Metazoa; Mollusca; Gastropoda; Planorbidae
Exons: 11
Coding region: 723-2720 (665 amino acids)
Source: RefSeq, a predicted model, not a curated record